Messenger RNA from Owenia fusiformis, 1196 nucleotides. The record is from the annotation of a GenBank genome assembly. NCBI's taxonomy places the organism in Eukaryota, Metazoa, Annelida, Polychaeta, Sabellida, Oweniidae.
CCGGGCCCGGCCGAUUGCAGUAUUUUGUUCAAAACUGAUUUCAACUUGCUUCAAAUGGACCAAACGUUUUUUAAAUCAUGCAUGUCAGGCAUUUGGCGGCACUGUUGGUUUGGCGAGUAAAGUUAAUAAGUUACAUGCAUAAUAAGUUUCAGUCAGUGCAUGUUCGCGAUUAUUGCAAUAAAGUGAAACAAACCACUGGGUUUAGAGGUAUAAUCUUUAAAUCGAGAAAUUGUGACUCCAAAGCAGUCAACGUUGAAUCAGUUCCUCACUUUAUCCAAUGCAUUCACUACCGAUUACAAAGAUACUUUACAAGCACACUGGCCGUGAACUCGUUGAACAUGUAAACCCAUUACAUUUUAAAUGCAGGGGUAUUUAUAUAUCUACAGAUGGCUUCUUUUCAAAAGUUCAUUACACGUCACGACUGCUUCUGCUCGAACAUCACUGCUUCAAAAUGAAACUCGCUCUCUUGAUUCUCGUUAUCUUUGCUGUUGGAGCCACUGCAACAAGUGAGGGUCUAUUGAAGCGUCUCUUCACCCUGCUAGCAGAGGAAAAUAGUGAAGAGAUCGAAGGUGGGAGAUUUGAGAAAAAGUCAUGGGAUAGUGUCAAAUCUCAAGUUGAAGAACCUGAAGAUCUUAAAGAGUGUUGUGCAGACAUAUGCCAGCGUACAGGAACAAAGUGCUGGAAGUGCAAAGUUUACGAUGAUUGCCCAAAAAUAGAUUACGGUUAUAACGAAGACAAAUGCAGGAAAUGCAAAGACUGGGACAGAAACUAUGUUAAUGGACAAAAAUAACAAUCACAUUUUUAUAAUUCUCGAUAUGAACUAACAGUCUUUAGAUUGUAUUUUAGCGAUUUUGUUUGAUUCUGUAAAAUGCACGUGGAUUUAGAUGACGACAUGUUUAGUUUUUAAAGUCUAAACAGCAUUGUUAUAUUAAUGAACCUAUUAACUUUGAUAAUAAUAAAACACCACAAAUGUGUAUGGAUAAUAAAACGAGUUUUAUUUGUAUGUGUUGAAUCUAACAGACACGGGUUUGCAGUACGCAAAGUAUGAUACACGAACACAGUUGUGUUGACAUUGUUAUGAUUGAGUGCAAUCUAUGCCUAAUGGGUUACUUCAAUUUGAUUGAAUUAUUCAAACUAUUGAGCACUUUCAAGAUAUAUCAUAGUCGGGAUUUUAAAUAGUUAUGUUCAAUAACCUA